Culicoides brevitarsis is the source of this 1766-nucleotide messenger RNA. RefSeq names its product cAMP-dependent protein kinase catalytic subunit 1 (gene Pka-C1). The record is from RefSeq and is a predicted model, not a curated record. Lineage: Eukaryota; Metazoa; Arthropoda; Insecta; Diptera; Ceratopogonidae. Gene Ontology annotation, molecular function: protein serine/threonine kinase activity; ATP binding. The transcript is spliced from 2 exons. The coding region runs from base 259 to 1320 and encodes 353 amino acids. Gene Ontology annotation, biological process: protein phosphorylation. Gene Ontology annotation, cellular component: nucleus.
UCACUGUAAGAAACUAGAUUUUUCUUCGUGCGCCAUAUUGAGAGAUAAGGGAAAAUUAUUUGAAAGAGUUAUAGUGAAAAACUGGAAAAGCAAAGAAAAAAUGACAUCAAUAUUUUAAGCUAGUUCCGGGAUAGAUUCAAUGAGCGAAACAUAGUAGUUUUGGGUGCGUUUUCGAUUAUUGACACAGCAAAUUUAAAAAGAAGAGACUCUUUGGGACUAAUUGCUAAAGUGGAACCUAAAAUAAACAUUAAUUUAGAAAUGGGCAACAACGCCGUUACGGCGAACAAAAAAGUAGACGCUGCUGAAAGUGUCAAAGAGUUUCUGGAACAAGCCAAAGAAGAAUUUGAAGAAAAAUGGAAGAGAAAUCCAACUAAUACAGCUUGUUUAGAUGACUUUGACCGAAUAAAGACACUUGGCACUGGUUCAUUUGGCCGGGUUAUGAUUGUGCAACAUAAACCAACCAAGGAUUAUUUCGCAAUGAAAAUUUUAGAUAAACAAAAGGUGGUUAAAUUGAAACAAGUAGAACAUACACUGAAUGAAAAGCGGAUUUUGCAAGCAAUUCAAUUUCCGUUCUUGGUCAGUUUAAAAUACCAUUUCAAGGACAAUUCUAAUUUAUACAUGGUAUUAGAAUAUGUGCCAGGAGGAGAAAUGUUUUCUCAUUUGCGAAAGGUUGGCAGAUUUUCUGAGCCACAUUCAAGGUUUUAUGCUGCACAAAUUGUCCUAGCGUUUGAAUACUUGCAUUACUUAGACUUGAUCUAUCGCGACCUUAAGCCUGAAAAUUUACUAAUUGACUCGCAGGGCUAUUUGAAAGUCACUGAUUUUGGUUUUGCAAAACGUGUCAAAGGCCGCACAUGGACUUUAUGCGGAACUCCCGAAUACCUAGCACCAGAAAUAAUAUUGAGCAAGGGUUACAACAAAGCUGUCGAUUGGUGGGCAUUAGGCGUUCUUGUCUACGAAAUGGCGGCUGGCUAUCCACCAUUCUUUGCAGACCAACCUAUUCAAAUUUACGAAAAAAUAGUUUCAGGAAAAGUUCGUUUCCCGUCUCACUUUGGUUCGGAUCUGAAAGAACUAUUAAGAAAUCUCCUCCAAGUCGACUUAACCAAAAGAUAUGGUAAUCUUAAGGCAGGAGUAAAUGAUAUUAAGGGACACAAGUGGUUCUCGUCUAUUGAUUGGAUUGCAAUUUUCCAAAAGAAAAAUGAAGCACCGUUCAUACCAAGGUGUAAGGGUCCAGGAGAUACAAGCAAUUUUGACGAUUACGAGGAAGAAGCAUUGCGAAUUUCCAGCACUGAGAAAUGUGCCAAGGAAUUUGCUGAAUUUUAAAUUCUCUAAGGUAAUUAAAACUUAGAUAGCUUGCGUAUCUGGGAUUUUGUGUCAUAAGAAAUAAUACACAAACUAAAAGCUGAUAAUUGGAAAACACCUAUUUAGUUUCCCAUAAUGUAUCGUCGUCACAAAAAAAAAAUCAAUAUAUAUAUAAAUAUAUAUAUUAACUACUUAUACAUAAUAAUAAUAAUAACUAAAUAUUAGAUAUAUCAUUAAUGUUUUAUUAAAAAAAAAUAUUAUUCUUAUAUGUAGAAAAGUCCAAUUUGGUAUGUUGUAAUAAUAACAGUCAUCAUUGAAUUCGAAUUUCAAUCUGUUAUCCUCACAAUUGAUUUCUUUAAAAUCGUGAAAAAGCAAACAAUAUGUAUCCUUAUACAUUUAUAUAUAAAUAUAAAAAAAAAUAAAGAAAAAUAUCCUUAUAUUAUUUCAAGAUUUUCAUAAAUAUAAAG